AUGGAUUUACUAUUACAGUUUCUAAUUGGAUAUGUUAUAGUUGCUGUAUUUAUUAUCUAUGUAUUACUAUUUGGUCAUUCUUCAAAGGGAUGUGUAGGAAAGAUUCAUUAUGGUAUGACUAAAGGCUUAGAGAAUACUUGCAAAAAAGGAGCAAGUUUUAUAUGUCCUUCAUUUAUAAGAAGAUCAUGUGGAAGUUGUACAAACUACUUUUUACAUAGACCAAAUAUAAUAUUACAAACAGUAUACUUAAUAUUAGUAUUAUUUGGAGCAUAUUUAUUCUAUCAAGAUACAUAUCCUUAUUUAUAUGAACCUUAUGUAUCUAAUCUUCAUAGACCUGGAUCGGCAAUUGCAAUUAUAUUUACAUUGUUUACAUUUGUGGUUGCAUCAAUGUCUAAUCCGGGUUACUUGACCAAGAAAAAUGUAAAGAAUGCUAUGCACUAUUCAUACGAUCGAUUGUUGUACAUUCGAAAACACUGCGAAACCUGUGACAUUACUAAACCAUCGCGUUCAAAGCAUUGCAGAGUAUGCGACCGAUGUGUUUCACGUAUGGACCAUCAUUGUCCAUGGAUCAAUAAUUGCGUUGGAGAAAGUAAUCUUAGAUACUUUCUCUUGUUUGUACUCUCUACUUCAUUGCUUUGUAUGUAUGGUUUCUAUCUUUGUCUAGAAGCAAUCUAUGUAAUCAUCGACACCAAAAAUAUCUUUCAAUUGGGUUAUAGAACAAAUGGUAAAUGGGAACCUUUACCAACUUCAUAUGUUAUUAAAUAUUUAUUCUAUGAAUCAAGAUCAGUAUUCCCAUUGGGAGUAUUUUGUUUGGUGAUUUCAUUGUUUUUGUUUUACUUUUUCUGUUAUCAUAUGUGGUUGGUUGUAAAGAACAAGACGACCAAUGAAACAUUUAAAUAUGGUGAUUUGAAAGAACAAAUAUCAAUCAAUAGAGUGGAACAAGAAAAUCAAUCGUUAAAACAUGAAUUGGAUGAAUUGGAAAGUAUUAAUAAUCAAAAUACUAAUAAUCAAAAUAAUAAUAAGAAAAAGAAUGGUAAACAACAACAACAACAACAACAAACAAAUAAUAAUAAUCAAAAGAAAAAGAAUAAUAAUAUUCAAAUUGAUGAUGGUGACGAUUCCAUUCAUCUACCAUUACCACCAACAUUUAAACAAAUCAAGAAUCCAUUUGACCAAGGAAAAUACAAGAAUUUAAUUGAAGUUAUUUUCCCAAAGAAAAUUUAA
Molecule: messenger RNA, 1224 nt
Organism: Cavenderia fasciculata
Lineage: Eukaryota; Evosea; Eumycetozoa; Acytosteliales; Cavenderiaceae
Exons: 4
Coding region: 1-1224 (407 amino acids)
Biological process (GO): protein targeting to membrane; peptidyl-L-cysteine S-palmitoylation
Cellular component (GO): endoplasmic reticulum; Golgi apparatus
Molecular function (GO): protein-cysteine S-palmitoyltransferase activity
Source: RefSeq, a predicted model, not a curated record